Messenger RNA from Manihot esculenta (cassava), 894 nucleotides. Its product is annotated as histone H1. Gene Ontology annotation, cellular component: nucleus; nucleosome. The transcript is spliced from 2 exons. Gene Ontology annotation, molecular function: double-stranded DNA binding; structural constituent of chromatin; nucleosomal DNA binding. Gene Ontology annotation, biological process: nucleosome assembly; negative regulation of DNA recombination; chromosome condensation. The record is from RefSeq and is a predicted model, not a curated record. Bases 92 to 751 code for a protein of 219 amino acids. NCBI's taxonomy places the organism in Eukaryota, Viridiplantae, Streptophyta, Magnoliopsida, Malpighiales, Euphorbiaceae.
UGGUUUUUAACUUUUUCAAAGUGGCAUCGGAUAAGCAGCUUUGUUUGUGAGUCAUUCCUUUAUCUUGUUUGUUCUAGCUGUGUUAUUUGAUAUGGCUGACGAGAAAGAAGCAGAAGUGGUAGCUCCUGCCGUCGAGCAGGCGCCUGCCGUAGAGGAGGAGGAGGUCAAGCCGACUGAAAAGCCAGUGAAGGAGAAGAAGCCAAGAGCUCGCAAGGAGAAAAAGCCUAAACAGCCCAAAACCGCUUCACAUCCUCCAUAUUUUCAGAUGAUCAAGGAAGCUCUGUUGGCAUUGGACGAGAAGACUGGCGGAUCAAGUCCAUACGCCAUAGCCAAGUACAUGGAAGAGAAGCACAAGGCGGUGCUACCUGCAAAUUUUAAGAAAAUCUUAGCUUUACAAUUGAAGAACUCGACCUCCAGAGGAAAACUUAUAAAGAUCAAAGGCUCUUACAAGCUAUCAGAAGCAGGCAAGAAAGAGAAAGGCACCGGAAAGGUCCCAAAGGCUAAAGGUAAAGCAGAUAAGGAAGCUAAAGAAACCAAAAAAGCAAGAAACACUACCACGACCACGACCACGACCACCACGAGAAAGACAAGGUCUGUGAACAAAAGUGAAGCUGCAAAGCCUGCAGCUAAGAGAGUGGGAACAAAGAAGACAAAGAAAUCAACUCCUGCGAAGCCUAAACAGCCAAAGUCAAUCAAGUCUCCAACCGCCAAGAGAAUGAAGAAAACUCCAGGUGCUGCUGCUGCUUCUUAGAUGUAAAAAAUGAGGGAAUGAUGACGUAAUAACGUUAGGGCUGUAUGGCAUGUGUAAGUAAGGGAUAUGGGUUGAGUGUGUGUGAUUGUAAUAUAUGGAAAAAUUUAGGGUUAAUGGAAGUAAGUUUUGGUGGUUUUGUUUUU